Branchiostoma belcheri (Belcher's lancelet) is the source of this 2058-nucleotide messenger RNA. Its product is annotated as spermatogenesis-associated protein 24-like. NCBI's taxonomy places the organism in Eukaryota, Metazoa, Chordata, Leptocardii, Amphioxiformes, Branchiostomatidae. Gene Ontology annotation, molecular function: DNA binding. The record is from RefSeq and is a predicted model, not a curated record. Gene Ontology annotation, cellular component: cytoplasm; nucleus.
CGCUUUCAGCGGGAAUUCAAAAUGGCGUCUACUCCUAAAGUUGGAAGUCACAUACUGGUUCAUCGACAGCUUCAAGACUUGAUUGCGGUUUUACAAGAUCAACAGGACAAACUUAGACAAGAGUUAAGAACAAAAGAGGGAUGGGUGAGUAAAGAGCAGUUUGAGGCUGUGCAGAGGGAGUUACAGUUUGAGAGAGAGGAGCACAUGAAGACAAAGGCAAAGCUGUCAUCUGAAUCAGAGAAGCUGCAGUUUGCACUGGGAGAGAUAGAUGUCCUCAGCAAGCAGCUUGAAAGGGAGAAAUCUUCUUUUGAAAAUGCAUUGGGUAUGAUGAAAAGUAAAGCACAGAGGGAAUCCCAUCAGGCCAGUCAGCUAAAGGACAAGUGCUCAGAGGUGGUAGCACAGUGUGAGCUACAAGAGGAUAUCCUGAAUGUUAAAGAUCUACGGAUAAACGACCUCAAACAGAGACUCACCAAACAGAAACAGGCACACAAGGCACAGAUGGAAGACCUGGAGAUACAGCAACAACAAGAUGCCUACAUCUCCAGAAUACUGGAAGAGUCAGGACAAGGAAGGAGAAGAGCUGGAAAAACAGGAAAGAAAGGGUUUUCAAAAAUAUCUGAUGAGGAACUUUAGAUCAAAGUCAAGGCCACAUUAUAUAGGCCUGAAAACCAGCAUUGACUGCUUUGCCUUUGGUUCCUGCUGCUUGUAGCUACAUCCAUUAUUGUGAUGUUUUUUAAACCGGGCUGGCAAUGCUUAAUUUUUGUCAACAUCUAAACUUCAACUUUUGUGAUGACUUUUGUCAUAUUUUUUUAAAGACCAAAGAUCAUAGUUCUAACAGGCUGGGGGUAUUGGUUAGGUGUGUUUGUGUGUGUGUGUGUGUGUGCUAAUACUGACAGCACAUAUAUCUUAGUUUGCAAUAGGCCAAGCAUAACUCAUACCAAGAUGAUGAAUUCUCAGUCUGUUAUGUACAAAAUUAUCUAGAUAUUGUAUGAAAUGUCAGGUUAGGCAUAAUGUAUGUCACAGAUUAAUCUGUUUGUUGCAAUAGAAAUGUACAGUUGAAAUCCUUAGAUAUACUGUGUGUUGUCUCUGGAUUUAUAUUAGAAAUUGAUUGUCCAAAUGUUUAUCUUUACCUAAAGUGGCAGUAUUAUUCAGUUUCAGUUUAUUUCGCACUUUAUUGUAUCAGGAUUAUAGAUACAGAUACAUGAAUAUGACAAAUGACUUUAAAAUUUUAGUAUCACAAUGUACCAAGGACAUUAUACCCUUGGUAUUAGAUUAAUUACUAUAUUGUAAAAGAAUACACCCAUUAAAUAGCUUAAAAUAUAUACUGGUAGCUGACCAUACCUCACUUCUACCCUAAGGUAAGGUGCUUUGAAGUGUCAUAAUGCUUCUGUGCCUAAAAUGAAUCUUAUUGAUAGGUUCACCUGGUACAAUUUGUUUCAUGCCAAGAUCACAGCACUGAUAAUUCAUGAGAUUGUGGGUAGCAUUUCCUAAACAAUUGCUUAGCCCUGAAUGGACUAAGAUAAUUUUCUCAUUCAAAAAAUAAAUGUAGAUUUAUUUUGCUAAAUGAUCUGUGUGGUUCUUCCUGACUGGGCUUACACGGGAGCUUUCUUUCUGAUUUCACUGAAGCUGUUUACGGAUCCUUCACAAAUUUAUAUGUUUAUCACUAUAAAGAGAUUCCAGCCAAAGACCCGGGUACGAUUAUUUUGUACGAGCUAAUCAAUAAGCAAACGCAGGAUGUUAGGUAGCAGUCUUUUCGCAAUUGCCCACCGGGUGCAUGGGAACACCAGGCAACAACAAAAGGCUGAAAGAGAAAUACAAGAACAAGUCAUUCACAUAUCAAAGUCCAAACUUUGAAUAAUCCUUUGCUAUGAACAAGAGAUCACGGAUCCAGGUGACGCAAUACUUCUUCGAGUACCCAGAACUGGUUGAGCAAGGAUAACAUGCCGGGGUUUGUUUUGUGACGUAUGUCAAACAAGGAUUUCCUGUUGCAGCCACGACUGCAAACAUUGGAGGGUCCUGCUAAAACUAGUUGCUUGGUUCGCCCACACAACUCAUAUC